Homalodisca vitripennis (glassy-winged sharpshooter) is the source of this 1174-nucleotide messenger RNA. RefSeq names its product neprilysin-2-like. Gene Ontology annotation, molecular function: metalloendopeptidase activity. NCBI's taxonomy places the organism in Eukaryota, Metazoa, Arthropoda, Insecta, Hemiptera, Cicadellidae. The coding region runs from base 68 to 1159 and encodes 363 amino acids. The record is from RefSeq and is a predicted model, not a curated record. Gene Ontology annotation, biological process: protein processing. The transcript has 8 exons. Gene Ontology annotation, cellular component: plasma membrane.
UGAAUCAAUCCGACCCAUAUGCAAAACAGAUGACUGUAAGAAAACUGCCGAUAGAAUCCUGAACUACAUGGAUCCGUCUGUUAGGCCCUGUGAUGACUUCUACAAAUUUGCUUGCGGGAAAUUCCUGGAAUCCGCAGAACUCCGAGAUGAUAUGACACAAAACUCUUCGUUUAGCCAAGUAAAUGAUAUACUGGAAGAUCAGUUGAAGGCUAUAGUUUUCGAAGAGUCGAGACCUGAUGAACCUUACCCAUACCAGACAAUGAAACAUUUUUUUGACCUCUGUUUAGAUGAAGACAAGAUAGAUGCCAGAGGAGUAAGUCCAGUGGUCUCAAGGCUGGCAGCUGCUGGAGGCUGGCCGGUGCUGGGAAACUGGAGUAAGUUUGGCUGGAGCUUCCUGGACACCGAAAUACGACUGAGAAACCUCUCUAUCGGUGGCGGAAGUCUCUUCCAGAUAUUCCCAUCCAUUGACGCCAAGAAUACCAGCAAACGUGUCAUCGAGAUUGACCAGGCCGGCUUGGUACUGCCACGGGAGUUUCUAGUCAAGGGACUGAGCGAUCCCAUAGUCCAGGCCUACUAUAGUUACAUGGUGGACAUAGCGGAGAUGUACGGGGCAGAUAGACGACUGGCACAAGUGAAACUCAACGACAGUUUGAUGUUCGAGAUAGAGCUAGCAAAGAUAACAGUACCUCGAGAACAAAGGCGGGACUUUGAACGCAUGUAUAAUCCCUACGGGCUGGAAGAUCUGAUGGCAGAGUUUGGCUGGGUCAACUGGACAGCACUUCUGGAAAGCAUGAUGCCAGCGUCUGUGCAGCUCAGGAAAAACGAGCUGAUUAUCGUCAGCGAAGUGGAGUUCCUCAAGAAGCUUGAGGUGUUCCUACAGAAGUACUCCGAUGAUUCUAGCCUUUCACUGGCUCUUUCUUCGCUCUACGUUGAGAGAUACUUUGAUGAGACCUCCAAAAAGGCAGCUCUGAAUAUGACCAAUAUGAUACGUGAAGAAAUCGUCCGUAACAUUCAAGAACUGGACUGGAUGGAUGAAGAAACCAAAAAACGAGCGGUGUACAAGGCGUCUCAAGUUGUUCAACAUAUUGGUUAUCCUGAUGAGCUAAAUGAUAUUAACAAAAUUGAAGAAUACUAUAAAGGGGUAAGCAAUAGACUAUAAGUAGCAUAGUUUGUU